AGGUGGAAGCAGUUCUUCUGUCAUUCAAUAUUUUUCUUGAUUAGCAUCAAAUUCAUAAUGAAUAUCCAUCAUGUUCUGGUCUUCUGCUUCUUAUCAGGUACAACUGGGUUUGUUAAAGCCAGCAUUUGGAUUGUACCUGAAGGAGGGAAUGUAUCACUAUAUAAUUACUUCACUGUGUCUGGAAACACAAAGUUCUUCUGUAAGGAAAAAUGUGAGCGAGCAGAAAACAUCCUCAUUAAAACAGAUGGAACCACAGCUCAGAGCGGCAGAUUCAGCAUUGAAUACAAAAAUGCAUCUUCAGGAAGAGGAGAGCUGACUAUGAAAAUCACACAUACGACCAAGUCUGACUCAAGAAUGUACCGGUUUGGUUUGGGUAAAUCUUCAGCUCCAGAUUCGUACUCAGAUCUUGAGGUCAGAGUUUCAAAUGAAUUUGAUAAAAGCUCUAGAAUCUUCCGUGCGCAGACUGAGGGAGAAGAAAUCUCAUUUGGAUGUGCCAAUGCUGUCCAUGGACAGAGGAAGUUCCUUUGUAAGAAUCUGUGUGAAAAAGAAGGAAAUAUUUUCAUUGACACAACUAAUGACAAAGCUGAGAAUGGCAGGUACAGCAUCGAAUACACAAAAGGAUCUGCGUUUGGACUUCAAGCAACCAUCAGACAGCUGACCAAGUCUGACACGGGACAGUACCGGUGUGGUUACGGCGACCCUUUGUCUCCUGAUUCAUACCACACUGAUAAUAUUUUUGUCGUAGAGGCUUCAAACCCACACACCUCUGCACCACCAACAAUGCAGACUCAGAGUUUCACUUCAGCCGUCUCCACACCUUCAUCAGAUUGUCCCGACUCUUUCUUGCCUCUGGCUGUCUGUCUCAUAUUAGUUGGUGUUUUACUGUUAUCGGUUUUUCUGCUGCUCCUCUACAUUUGGAAGAUAAAGAGGAACUUUGGACAAAGCCUUAGAGAAAAUGCUGAUGACACAAAUAUGGAGUUAUCUGUCACAUAUGAAAACUGGGGUCCAACAACCAAAUAUUAAGACUUCAGAAGUACCAGGAUCAAACCUACUCUGCAUUUAUAGCUCCUGAAGGUCCUGUUAUUCCCACCUGCACUGCAUGCUACAAUAUAUUGCCAUGGACUGUGAAUUUGUGCAGAAACCAGCUUAUUGAUUCAACUAUCUUGGCAUUCAUGUGGAACACCACUGAUGGGAUGAGAGUUGGAUCCAUUCCUUAAGCCGUUUUAGUCGUUUUUAUUUGAAGGCUCCACAGUUCAAUUCAAUUUUAUUUACACUGCGCCAAAGGCACCUCAUGGUGCUUUAUUUUGUAAGGUAGACCCUAUA
Oreochromis aureus is the source of this 1323-nucleotide messenger RNA. RefSeq lists its product as uncharacterized. Gene Ontology annotation, molecular function: transmembrane signaling receptor activity. The coding region runs from base 58 to 1023 and encodes 321 amino acids. Lineage: Eukaryota; Metazoa; Chordata; Actinopteri; Cichliformes; Cichlidae. Gene Ontology annotation, cellular component: plasma membrane. The record is from RefSeq and is a predicted model, not a curated record. The transcript has 6 exons.